AUGUAUGGAAAUAAGGGCAAGGAAAUAGGAGUAUUUCAGGAGAAAAUAGAGCACAGUGGGGAGAUUGUAGAUGCUACGUUGGCGGAGUUCAACGUUAAAUACCAAACAUUAUUCUUUAUUGCGACUCUCAUAUUAUCUAUAGCAGGGUUCUUUUCAGCAAUAUAUUCAUUAUUUGGGCUGAGAAUUACGAAUUUCGUAAAUUCUUGCCUUCAAUUAAUUGUUGGCGUGCUUCUAUUAUUGUUGGAUAUUCCUGGCCAGCCAAGAUGGAGUGCGAAGUUUAGAAAUGAUAUAAGGCGUCAAGCAAGAAUUUUAUCAAAACUAACUGGGAAAUCUCUCUCCCUAUUGUUUUUGUCAUGCCUAUGCUCAACCACUCUGAGACCAAAUAAUAGAGGGGCAAUGAUAUUUUCGAUAUUUUCAAGAACAAGAGCAAAAUCACCUGGAUUAUUCUUACUAACAUUUUUUAUUUGCUUAAUUACUUCAUCUGUUGCAGUAUUGGGAUUACUUAUUUCUUUUGAGAAGGGAAUAAGAUUGAAUAGAAUAAAGAAAAGUAUAAUAAUGAGUUAUACAAGUGUUGGCGCUUGCAAUCCAAUUGAAAUAUAUCGAAGCUAUGCCCUUUCUGAUCCACUAUUUGGAAUGCUUGGCGACGAGUUCAAUCGAUUAGUAGGCGAUAGAACAGACAUCAAUUACCAAUUCUCACAAGAUGAACUAAGCAUAAUUUUUAAUGCAUUGGAUGACAACCAAAAAGGAUCGAUUAAUGAAAGGGAGUUUGUUGAAUUUUUUUCAUCUAGGUUUACACUGGUGUAG
Molecule: messenger RNA, 804 nt
Organism: Cryptosporidium ubiquitum
Lineage: Eukaryota; Apicomplexa; Conoidasida; Eucoccidiorida; Cryptosporidiidae
Exons: 1
Coding region: 1-804 (267 amino acids)
Molecular function (GO): calcium ion binding
Source: RefSeq, a predicted model, not a curated record